Messenger RNA from Strongylus vulgaris, 390 nucleotides. Lineage: Eukaryota; Metazoa; Nematoda; Chromadorea; Rhabditida; Strongylidae. The record is from the annotation of a GenBank genome assembly.
AUGGCCCAAAACAUGGAAUGUUCUUUUUUUUCAGUUGAAGCAAAUCCAAUCCAAAAAGUCGAUGUGAUUUACUCUCAUGAAGUGAAUUCUGUACGAUUACAAUGGAUAUUGGAACCGCAUAUUCGAACAGACCAAAUUGCCGGAUAUGACGUCUAUAUUAGUGAUGAUAAGGAUCGGCCAGAAUCGCAAUGGAGACUGGUUCGUCUCAGCAACCGUGAAGCAGCCUUGGCUUUGGAUAACCUAAGAAGCUCCACCGAGUACUAUGUGAGAGUCAAUAUCCGCAAUAAUGACGGUUCGGUCAUCAGGGCUCCUUCCAUUUACCGAUUCAAAACUAUAGGUGAGAAGAAGUUACAGUACUGCUGGAAUGCCGGUGGAAAUGUGUUGUUUUAG